Messenger RNA from Vicia villosa (hairy vetch), 1523 nucleotides. RefSeq names its product ankyrin repeat-containing protein BDA1-like. Bases 37 to 1443 code for a protein of 468 amino acids. The transcript has 2 exons. Gene Ontology annotation, molecular function: protein binding. The record is from RefSeq and is a predicted model, not a curated record. NCBI's taxonomy places the organism in Eukaryota, Viridiplantae, Streptophyta, Magnoliopsida, Fabales, Fabaceae.
UCUUUCACACAUCCCUCAAAAUUUAUAAUAUCAAACAUGAACACAGAAAGUGUUGACAAACUGAAACAUUCAGCUGAAACAGGUAACAUAGAUCUACUCUAUGAAGUAAUUCAACAUGAUCCGUAUAUUUUGGAAUUCAUAGAUAAUAACACCCAAUUUGUAGAAACUCCUUUGCAUAUAGCUGCAUCUAUGGGCCAACUCGAGUUUGCCAUUGAAAUUAUGAAUUUGAAACCUUCAUUUGCUACCAAGCUAAAUUUGCAAGGAUACAGUCCCAUUCAUGUUGCUAUGAACCGCCUCCGUCCUGCUAUGGACAACCCCAUAGAUCCUGAUAUGGCUAGCAACAUAAAUGUGAUGGUGUCUAAAUUGGUUGGCAUCAAUAAAGAUCUUGUUAGAGUUAAAGGAAGAGAAGGCUUGACUCCAAUGCAUAUUGCGUGUCAAAAUGGCGAGGUUGAUCUUUUAGCUAAAUUUCUCAAUGCUUGUCCGGAUUCCAUUGAAGAUGAAAAUGUGAGUGGUGAGUCUGCUUUGCAUAUUGCUGUGAAGUCUAACCAGAAUUAUGCCCUUAAAGUACUACUUGGCUGGCUUAGAAAAAAUUAUCAGAGAGGUGCUGGAAUGCUGGAAACUAAAAUACUGAACCAUAAAGACAAAGCAGGCAACACGGUUUAUCACAUUUCAGCACUUAGUGAUGAUCCAGAGUUUCUUGCAUUGCUGGUACAACACUUCGCUCAAUUUCCAGCAAAGUUCGGAAUAGAGUUAAAUGCACUGAAUUUGAAAAACCAAACAGCAGUAGAUUUAGCAAGCACUCCACAGAAGAAGAAAAUGUUGGAAAUAUUUGGAGUAAAAAAUGGAUCAAAAAUCACUAAGGAUCUGACACCUGCAGAAGAACUAAGUUCACAAACCUCAGCUUUUGAUAACAUCAUAACUGGCAUGCGUAGAAUUAGAAGGAAUAUAUCUGAGGAGCAGCGUAACACUUGGUUGAUAGUUGCGACUCUUGUUGCAACUGCAACCUAUGAAUCAGCAUUGAAUCCUCCUGGUGGAGUUUUCCAGGUUAGUUCUAGUGAUGACAACAAUGUGAAAAUCAAGUCUACAGAUUUGUAUUAUUCUACCCGAGGAAAUGCUGGGAAAUCGAUCUUGUCAAAAAAUAGUUUCGCCGUGUUUUCAUCAGCGAAUUUGAUUUCCUUUGCUACAUCAACUCUAGUAAUGAUUAUUCUGACCCCAAGUGAAGCAUUAGGAGACCAACUAUUUGGUACAGUUCUAUGGUUUGGUGUUUGCUAUCUAACUGGUUUGCUUGCGAUAUCUCCUACACAUGCCAACUCCAUUAUUCUGUACAUCCUGAUCUCUUUCAUUGCAUUUGUCGUGAGUAUUUUUUGGAUAUUUUCCGAGUACUUUGGUUAUAAGCAAUCUAAGAAAAUAAUGCAAUCUCUCCGCAAUCUAUUAAGUAAAUAAGUUUUCUCAACAAUCUAAGAAGUUGAUAAGUUUUAUUGAAUUUAUGUCUUUUUUUUUCUUUUCUAUUUUAUGUGUACUAG